AUGAAAGAUUUAAUAGAACUGUUGGAACCACAUGCGGAGACUCAUACAGCAUCAUGGAGUAUCCCUUUUUAUUUGCAGGUACUUGCAGCGAUUCAUUUUUUUGGUCAUGGCUCAUAUCAGACUGAUGUAGGCAAUUGCCAUUUAAAUUCUAUGAGCCAGCCUUCAGUCAGUCGCUGCAUUAAAACAGUGACUGAUUUAAUUAUAAAGCAUGCUACACCAAAGUACGUGAAUUUUCCUAAAACCUCAUCAGAAAGAAAUGAAAAUAAAAAGAGAUUUUAUACGAAGUUUGGCAUGCCUGGCAUUAUUGGGUGCAUAGACUGCACACACAUAAGUAUAGUGGCUCCCAAAAAAGAUUACCCCGUGGCACCAGCUACUAUUUAUAUGAAUAGGAAGGGCUAUUACUCAAUUAAUAUUGAAGUAAUAUGUGAUGCCGAUGAACGGAUAUGUUUGCGAGAGCAGAGAUAUCCUGGCUCCACUCAUGACGCAGCCAUUUGGAAGGUUUCGACAGAGAUUCAGGUUACCCUUUGGAAACAUUGCCUACUCACACCAUAUAGGACACCAGUAGGCUCUAUCCAGGAGAAAUACAAUAAGUUCCACAAAAAGACUCGCAAUGUAAUAGAGAGAACAUUUGGUGUUGUUAAAAGUCGUUUUCGAUGUUUGCAUCGUCAAAGGACACUGCAUUAUACACCUGAUGUGGCAGGAAAAAUUGUGUAUGCAGUAUUUACUCUGCAUAAUAUAUGCAGAGUAAAUAAUAUUCCUCUGGAUGAAGAACUGACGGAAUAUAGUGAUGAUUUUGGAAACGGUUAG
Molecule: messenger RNA, 807 nt
Organism: Ctenocephalides felis (cat flea)
Lineage: Eukaryota; Metazoa; Arthropoda; Insecta; Siphonaptera; Pulicidae
Product: putative nuclease HARBI1
Exons: 5
Coding region: 1-807 (268 amino acids)
Source: RefSeq, a predicted model, not a curated record